This is a messenger RNA of Candidula unifasciata, 178 nucleotides long. The record is from the annotation of a GenBank genome assembly. Lineage: Eukaryota; Metazoa; Mollusca; Gastropoda; Stylommatophora; Geomitridae.
UCAUGAUCCCCAUGUGCUGACAUCGAACCGAUUCCAAGGAGGCAGAUGGAGGAGGAGCCAGGGUAGAGUUCCAGCACUGAUGGUACCGGUCAAAAAAUUGGUCGACAGUGAAAAAUCUAAGAACACUAUAAAGGUUUCUUCUCUUCAAGGAAGGGUAACUCUUAUUCUACUGAUGUAA